AUGAGCAGCUCCUCUCCACCCAGCCUCUUUGAUCUGGCAAAGCAGAGUCUAAUGAAAGAUGAGGUGUGGGCCAAACAUGCUCUGCAGUCUGUACCUCUGAGCCUCAUCCGUCCAUUAAUAAGAGAGGUCGGCUCCAGCAGGAACAGCAUGGGUUUGAACGCCGUGAUGUGGGCCUGGCCCGUCCUCCGCCCGCCUCUGAGGACUUGGAAGUUGGAAUUCAUGAGAAACCCAACAACUUAUGCAGUCUUGGAAAAGAUCCUGCAAAACGUUCAUCUUGAUCAUCUCCAGGAGCUAGAAUUCAACCACAGCCUGAAGCUUCAGGAUCUGCAUAGCGUUUUUCCUAUCCUGGGGCAGAUGGUUCAUCUGAACACAUUCCAACUCUGUCCAGUUAUCGGGCAUCCCUGUGUUACUCAGGCUAAACAGGAGAUGGACAAUGCCUACCCUAGACGUAUGUCUCAGUUCCUCCAUCUACACCAGUUCAAGCAUAUCUUCUUGUCUUCUGUGUUUUACCUGGAAGGACACAUGGGCCAGAUCCUCAGGUACCUGGAAACCCCCUUACUGAGCUGGUGCCCCUGUACAAGCCGCCUAAAAUGCCUUUAUUUGAAUUAUGUCAUCUUGAUCGACUUCAAUUCUGAAUUGCUCAGAGUUCUGCUAGAAAGAGUCUCAGCCACUCUGGAAUACCUGGAUUUAGAUGGGUGUAGCAUAUCUGACUCCCAACUCACUGCUCUGCUGCCCUCCCUGAGCUUCUGCUCUCAGCUCCAGUACUUGGAUUUCUGCGGCCUGGAGAACCUGCUGAGACAGACACUCCCACCCAACCAGACCAGGUACCUGUUGCUUCCUCUCCUUCUGGAGUGUUACAGGGGUCUCUAUUGUGGUGUCCACAGGAGGAGCCUUUAG
Elephantulus edwardii (Cape elephant shrew) is the source of this 897-nucleotide messenger RNA. Its product is annotated as PRAME family member 12-like. NCBI's taxonomy places the organism in Eukaryota, Metazoa, Chordata, Mammalia, Macroscelidea, Macroscelididae. The transcript is spliced from 3 exons. The record is from RefSeq and is a predicted model, not a curated record. Gene Ontology annotation, cellular component: cytoplasm. The coding region runs from base 1 to 897 and encodes 298 amino acids.